UGACGAUAGUUGAAAUCUAAAAUGCCAAGCGCGCGGGAUGAUAACCAUGAUUUCUCUGUCGCGGCGCAUAGAUAACAACGAAGACCGAUUGACCGGGGAAAGUUAGGGGAAACAACAGGUAUCCCUGUUGCCCAAAAAGUGAUGGUUACAACUGCAACAGGACAAAGGCAGGCCAUACUACCUCAGAUGAUCGCUGAUGAGGUAUCUGAUGCCGUCGAAUGGCCCGGUAAAGAGGUAGACGAUGCUCUUCUUUACGAUGCCAGUCUCUCACUGAAGAAGCCUGCCUCCACUGGGGAAGGAAAACAGCACCGUCUGCCUGUAUGGAUUCCUGCUCUUCGAGAUUGCAGUGCAGUUCAACAGGAACUUACGCAUAGGCAAAUGUUAGGAUUGAAUAAAGAAGACAUUGAAUUGGAGCUGCCAGACUCACUUUCUGUAGACGCAGUCCGCAUCUUAUGUAAAUACCUUCACCGUACCCUCUCAAUGGGAAACCCGCCCUUCACAAUCACGCUAAACAAUGCGACGGAGCUUCAUGAUGCAGCCAUGUUCUUUGGUUGCAGAGAAGCUGUUGAUGCUUGUGUGACAUUUUGGCAUCGCUGUCUGGACGAGUACAAUUGCCUUGAAAUGUUGCUGGAAAUUGGUAUACGUCGUGAAAUCAACCCAAUACGUGUACGCGCCAUCCACAUCCUGAGCACUCAUUUUUCUUCCAUCGUUUCGCGAUCAGUUAGUCAGCUUCUUCAGUUACCUGCAUCUAUUUUGCUUGAAGUCAUACGAAGUGAUCUCCUAGAUGCCCCUCAAGAGAUUACUGUAUUCGAAACAGUUUUAACAUGGGCUAACCAUCAGAAAAACGAAAGGUACCGCCACCUUGCUGAUAUUUUGCAAAAAGUUCGUUUUAUAUAUUGCGGCGAGUCGUAUCUGCGGACUAAGGCACUGCCGCAGCUGAUAGCGCUUGCAUCGCUCCCUGAAUGCACCGAGCUUGCUAAGGUCGUAACAAGUAUCCAGCAGAACAUGCAUUACGUUGAGCGGCAGCCGACAACGUUCAUGGACGUCGACUUGUACAUGCUGCGGCCACGGGUCAGCCGCGAGACACUAUUUGCCAUAGGCGGGUGGAGUGGUGGUCAAGCUUCCGCAUUAGUAGAGGCCUACGAUAACCGCGCCCACAGAUGGUAUGCUUUGUCACAGGAUAACGAUGUCCAACCUCGCGCUUACCACGGCCUUGUGGGCGUAGGACCGCGUUUGUAUAUGAUUGGGGGAUUUGAUGGCACCAAUUGCUUCAACGACGUUCGAUGUUAUGAUAGUGGCGCACACCGCUGGAGCGAACGAGCGCCAAUGCACCGAGAAAGGUGCUACGUCUCGACAGCAGUUCUUGACGAAAAGGUCAUCUAUGCAUUAGGCGGGUACGAUGGAACAUCACGAACAAACACUGCUGAAAAGUACGACAUUCAAGAAAAUACGUGGACUAUGAUCGCACCGAUGAACGCGAUUCGAAGCGAUGCCUGUGCAGCGACCGUCGGUUCGAAAAUUUUCAUUGUAGGGGGCUUUACUGGUGACGGAGUUUUGCCGUCCGUCGAAUUCUAUGAUCCAAAAACAAAUGCCUGGACACUGGUGCGCAGUAUGUCAUCUCCUCGAAGUGGCGUCCGCUGCGUGAGUCACGAUGGGCGACUUGUAGUGCUUGGCGGAUAUAACGGAAGAGAAAGACUUUGUUCUGUUGAAAGAUAUGACGAACGUCGCGACCGUUGGGAACGAUUGGGUGACAUGCCAACUGUUCGAAGCAAUUUCGGAGCUGCGUCGUUCGAAGGACGCAUUUUUGCCAUCGGAGGUUUCAACGGUCAAUCGACAAUCUCGCAGGUCGAUGCGUACGACCCUAUCACGGCUAGAUGGACGACUCUACAAGGCAUGACUGUGACCCGAUCCGCUCUAGGCGCGUGUAUCUGUGAAACCGCGGAUCCCGAGUACUACUCAAUGUUAACAAGGCAUUCAUCGGCCAGUGCUGCAGCUUUUAAUGCACAAAUGGCUCUUGAUAGAUUAGCAUUGCCUAGAGCUCCUGCUCCGAGCAGGGCAGCUCAAUAAAACUCAACUGGUAAAGCGUCUACUAACUGGUUGAGCCCGGACCUCUUCUUCAUUAAGUAAAUCCGUCGUACGAUAAGCAUCGAAUCGGGAUGAUCGUGCGGGAGUAACAAAAAUGAAGCUGUAAAGACAAAGUGUAUGUGACAAAAACGGAGAUAGAGAUCAUUGACAUAGAAUAACAUGAAUAAUAACCAAGACAAAAAUGGAUCACUACGAAUCAUUGUACUCAUUUAUUUUAUAACUGG
Messenger RNA from Varroa destructor (honeybee mite), 2309 nucleotides. RefSeq names its product kelch-like protein 10. The record is from RefSeq and is a predicted model, not a curated record. Lineage: Eukaryota; Metazoa; Arthropoda; Arachnida; Mesostigmata; Varroidae. Gene Ontology annotation, molecular function: protein binding.